Meyerozyma guilliermondii ATCC 6260 is the source of this 930-nucleotide messenger RNA. RefSeq lists its product as uncharacterized. The coding region runs from base 1 to 930 and encodes 309 amino acids. The record is from RefSeq and is a predicted model, not a curated record. Gene Ontology annotation, cellular component: membrane. Lineage: Eukaryota; Fungi; Ascomycota; Pichiomycetes; Serinales; Debaryomycetaceae. The transcript has a single exon.
AUGACAAGCCCCACCAAUGAGCUGAGUCCCUUCUACAAUUAUACCCCAGUGCAAUGGGUGAAUCUUCAAUACCUUUGUUUCUACGAAUUGCUCUUUUUGGUGGGAAUUCUACAACUCAUUAAAAACUAUAGAGCCCAACACAAUGAUAUAGAUUCCACGAAAAAAUUUAAGUAUAUGGUGAUCACAAUCCCUUUUCUAGUUGGGUGUAUGGUCGAAGGCUUGGGAUAUGGAAUCCGAUACUUGUCAGUGACCCAUUCAGAGCUGUUGCUACCAUAUGUUAGUCUGACUUUUCUCAUUUUAAACGCUCCAGCUUUGUAUACCACAUCCAUAUAUAUGAUGUUUGGAGAAGUUGUACGAAUCCUCAAUGCUUCAGCAUACGCAACUAUGCCUUUGAACUACAUAACGAUCAUCUUUGUUGUUGGAGAAAUUAUUUCAAUGCUACUUGAGUUCAUUGGUGCUUGUCUCGUAUUAUCAAAAAACAGCGGGAACGCAUUCUGGGGUCAAUUGUUGACCAAAUGUUCCCCCAUUUGGCAUCUCGGUUGCGUCGCCAGUUUCGUGGUAAUCUUAUCAGUAUUCAUGUUCAAAUCUUUAAGACUGCCCACUGAAGUUGGCAAGAUCCAAAGUGUCAAUUCGUCCAUGUGGAACGAUUGGAGAUUAGUUUUGGUCAGAUUGUUGGUUGCAACUUUACUUAUUAUGGUGAGAAGUAUCUAUCGCUGUGUCGAGUUUCUCCAAGGGUUCAAUGGCUAUGUAAUGCAACAUGAAGCGUUCGUUUUCAUCUUGGAUGCGGGCCUGCUUCUCUUGGCUUCUGUUGUCUUACUUUUUGCUAACACAUCGCUGUGGCUCUGUGAUCUCAGAUACUUCCAAGAAACACUGUUAUAUCCAUCGGAAUUAGUCAUGGUUAACCGCUACAAUAAUGAAAUUAUGUUUUAA